Lodderomyces orthopsilosis Co 90-125 is the source of this 840-nucleotide messenger RNA. Its product is annotated as DUF4112 domain-containing protein. Bases 1 to 840 code for a protein of 279 amino acids. The record is from RefSeq and is a predicted model, not a curated record. The transcript has a single exon. NCBI's taxonomy places the organism in Eukaryota, Fungi, Ascomycota, Pichiomycetes, Serinales, Debaryomycetaceae.
AUGUCUUCAUUUAUAAUCAAAUGGGUUGCGAAUCGUCUUUUGAAAGACAAUCAAUGGAAUAGGUUGGGAGUUGAAGAUCCGUACUACGAAUACGUCCCCAUUCAAAAGAAAAAUGGAACAAAGUAUAAGAAGAUAACCAGGAGGGUGCCAGAGGGUAUUUCCCAACACGAUACUAGCAUUUUAGAGACAUUCAAGAAAAAGGCUUACAGGUACGAUUAUUGGUUUAAAUUGCUUGGUGUCCAAUUUGGAUGGGCAAGCAUUGUCAGUGUGGUACCAGUGGUAGGAACUGUGAUACAAACCUAUUGGUCAUUACAGUUGUUGGCGCUUGCUCGAAAAAUACAGGGUGGAUUACCGUUGGAUUUACAAUUAUUAUUUUUGUUGAACAUUGUUAUUGAUUUUGGUUUGGGAUUUAUUCCUAUCAUUGGAAGUUUGAUCGAAAUAGGAUACAAGGCAAACUCAAGAAACUUUUUAUUGUUGGAGAAGCAUUUGGAAAGAGUGGGAAAGAAGAAUAGAGGGUUAAUUUCCAAAGAUGAGGUUCGUCCUGGCUUUAUCAAUGACACUGUGCAACCAUUUGUCGAUGAGAAAGUUAAGCCAUUUGUGGAUGAAACAAUUAAGCCUGGUGCUAUCAAAGCUGGAGACCAGAUCUUGGAAUUGCUACAAAGAAAACCACGCAGCUCAAGUACUUCGUCAAGUACUUCUGGUGUCAGCGCCAAGGUUACAAGUGGAUCUACCACACAAACGAGCAAUGCCACUGUCACUACCUCAUCACAGCCCCUGUCCAUAUCCGAUGUUAAAACAAAGGAAACCGAUUCUACCUUAGUGCAUCAUAAUAUCAACUAG